This is a messenger RNA of Aspergillus campestris IBT 28561, 940 nucleotides long. RefSeq names its product DUF5572 domain-containing protein. NCBI's taxonomy places the organism in Eukaryota, Fungi, Ascomycota, Eurotiomycetes, Eurotiales, Aspergillaceae. The transcript has 2 exons. The record is from RefSeq and is a predicted model, not a curated record. Bases 41 to 673 code for a protein of 210 amino acids.
UCUCCCCCUUUCGAAUUGUACAUAUACCGUUCUCACCAUCAUGGAGACAACCCAAUCUCCAGAACUAUCCUCGGCCCCAUCUGGUGGGACGACUCAAAUCCCCGGCGCCUACGAGAGCCCAGCAACAGAAUCUCUCUUCAAACAGUUAGAGUCGUAUCCUUUUCUCACGGAUCGGGAAUUUGCCAGCGGUCUUUCAAUAAUCCUCGGUCAUCCGGAGACGCCCGCGACUGAAGCCGAGAUUAGCCGCACGGAUGAUCUUGUCCUGCAGGCCAAAUGUUUCUAUUUCUCCAAAAAAGCGAACCUUUCGGCACCUCUAGAUUUCGCGGCUUAUAAACAUUGGUUGGGUUCGGUGACAGCUCCUGCGCCUUCAGAGGGAGCCAAAACCGCGGAGACCCAGCAACAUCAAUUGAACACGUCGACAGCAGUUGAACAACCAUUGACUGAAUCACCGGGGCAAGGAACCCGCCAUCAGGAACCGAGCUACCCUUCUUCAUUCGCACAUAUAGUCGAACUCAUCACUACUGGUCAACCGAUCCCGGGGAUCCAGCAAAUUCCAGACACCGUCUUGACAGGCCAUGACACGCCGAGCUCGAAACCGAGCAGGCAGAAGCCGUGGGAGAAAAAGAAUGCUGAUAACCACACUCAAGAGCAAAACACGGCCACAGGGCAGUAGCUAGUGCGGGCACGCGCGUUGUCCAUUGAUGAUUCCACUUAUAGAAAAAAUAAUCGAAGGCUGUGCUAUUGCUUUAAUGGAAUGAGAAGAUUGAACCACCUGGGGAAGUCACCCCUGCUUUCGGGGCAGAAUAUAAGCAAUAAGGAAUGACCUGAUAUGGUACAUGACAUAUGACCGUGGAUAGAAACACAACAAGUGCUGUUUGAUUCGGUAAACCAACGCUCCUGCAUCAACAAUUCACAUCUGUAAUUGCCACUUUAUGCUCAU